UUCUCUGUAGACUUGUCAGGUCCUGGAGCCUGCCGUCAGCCUUUCAGCUUUCGUGGCAGUGCCGGUAACGCAGAACCUCUGUGGUAUCCAGGGCUCUGGUUUGACUUGUGAUUUCCAUCUCUUCCUUGCUGCCACCUCUGACUCCAGCUUGCAGGAGUCCGCGGCCUGGCUGGGGAGAUGACGUCCAGGCAGACUUCCCUCUGUGGUCUGGCUGCGCAUGGCUUCUGGUUCCUGGGCCUUGUCCUUGUGAUGCAUGCAUGUGCUAGACCUGCCAACCACUCAUCCAUUCGGGAAAGAGCGGCCAACAGGGAGGAAAAUGAAAUCAUACCCCCAGACCACUUGAACGGGGUGAAGCUGGAGAUGGACGGGCACCUCAACAAGGACUUCCACCAGGAAGUUUUCCUGGGAAAGGACAUGGAUGGGUUUGAUGAGGACUCAGAGCCACGGAGAAGCCGGAGGAAGCUGAUGGUCAUCUUUUCCAAGGUGGAUGUGAACACUGACCGGAGGAUCAGCGCCAAGGAGAUGCAGCACUGGAUUAUGGAGAAGACAGCAGAGCACUUCCAGGAGGCUGUUAAGGAGAACAAACUGCACUUUAGGGCUGUGGACCCUGAUGGUGAUGGCCGUGUGUCCUGGGAUGAGUAUAAAGUGAAAUUUUUGGCAAGCAAAGGCCACAAUGAGAGGGAGAUUGCGGAAGCCAUCAAGAACCAUGAGGAGCUGAAAGUGGAUGAAGAGACUCAGGAAGUCCUUGGGAACCUCAGGGACCGCUGGUAUCAGGCGGACAACCCUCCCGCAGACCUGCUCCUGACUGAGGAUGAGUUCCUUUCGUUCCUUCAUCCCGAGCACAGCCGGGGCAUGCUCAAAUUCAUGGUCAAGGAGAUCGUUCGGGACUUGGACCAGGAUGGUGAUAAGCAGUUGUCUCUGCCUGAGUUCAUCUCCCUGCCCGUGGGCACUGUUGAGAACCAGCAAGGCCAAGACAUUGAUGACAACUGGGUGAAAGACAGGAAAAAAGAGUUUCAGGAACUGAUUGAUUCUAACCAUGAUGGGAUUGUGACCAUGGAGGAGCUAGAGAACUACAUGGACCCCAUGAACGAAUACAAUGCCCUCAAUGAAGCUAAACAGAUGAUCGCCAUUGCUGAUGAGAACCAGAACCAUCACCUGGAGCCUGAGGAAAUCCUCAAGUACAGCGAGUUCUUCACUGGCAGCAAGCUGAUGGACUAUGCCCGCAAUGUGCACGAGGAGUUCUGAGCAUGCCCUCACCUGGGGCCAGGGUGCCAGUGCCUGUAUGACCCUGCCCAUCUCUUGAGGAGGCUGUGGUCCAGGGAGACCUGUGGUUGACUGGGUCUGCAUUGGGUCUGAAAUGCUACCUGCCCUGUGUCUGCGGCUACCAUAGGCCCUAAAAGUGCUGUCCCAGAACCUUCCUUUUUCUGCUGUGUCCAUAUGCUCUGGCUCAGCUCCUGCCACAGCAUGGCCCAGGUUUAUUAAAGAUACGCUUACUAGGCUAUGUGUCCUCUCCAGCACGUGUCUUGAGGCAGCAGCUCGUCUGUUCCAGUCACGAGCUGAACUGCAUCUGCUCUACCAAUGUCUCUCUUGCUACACUUGCUUCUGAGAACCGAUUGGAGUGGUUGUUCUGGUGAGGGUGCUGCCUGCAUCAGGGCCAGGAGCUCUGGGCCCCUCCAUGUGCUUACCACACUGUGGAAAUAAUGCGUCUCUUGCAGUUUCCUUGAAAACUGAAAGAAUAAGAUAAAAUUAGAUCAUAUUUCUCUGGAAGUGACCAGCUUCUGGUAAAGGGUGGCAGACCGUUGGGGUAGGGUCUUCCUCAAACUCCCCCAAAUCAUGCAGGACACCUGACUGCCCUGUGAGAAAGUGCAGGUGUUUGUUGUCACAAGAAUCGUUACUUUAAAAUAGAAUUGCCUUUUCUUCACA
Acomys russatus (golden spiny mouse) is the source of this 1923-nucleotide messenger RNA. It is a transcript of the gene Sdf4, whose product is annotated as stromal cell derived factor 4. The transcript has 6 exons. NCBI's taxonomy places the organism in Eukaryota, Metazoa, Chordata, Mammalia, Rodentia, Muridae. Gene Ontology annotation, biological process: calcium-ion regulated exocytosis. Gene Ontology annotation, molecular function: calcium ion binding. The coding region runs from base 178 to 1245 and encodes 355 amino acids. Gene Ontology annotation, cellular component: endoplasmic reticulum. The record is from RefSeq and is a predicted model, not a curated record.